Molecule: messenger RNA, 2242 nt
Organism: Drosophila biarmipes
Lineage: Eukaryota; Metazoa; Arthropoda; Insecta; Diptera; Drosophilidae
Product: nose resistant to fluoxetine protein 6
Exons: 9
Coding region: 1-2076 (691 amino acids)
Molecular function (GO): acyltransferase activity, transferring groups other than amino-acyl groups
Source: RefSeq, a predicted model, not a curated record
AUGGUCAACAGUAUUGCCAUUUUGUUCCUUUGCGGACUGGGACUAAUCAGUGCGGAACAAUUAAAGGACGACCUAUUAAGGGUACAUUACCAUCUUAACUUACUCAAGGACACUCUGAACCGGAAUAUAGACUAUGAUAACAUAGACACUCGGGUUUUUGGCACGGAUGAAACAAAGUGUCAGGCGGAUAUGACGGAGCUCUUAGCAGGUUUAAAAGCGAGCAGCUACUGGGCUCUAAGAAUGCUUGAUUCUUGGGGUUCCUUACCCUCGGGCCUGUUGUACGGCACCUUUUACGACCUGGGAAACUUCGAUGAGUGCCUAACCAUACAUCAACAAAUCAGCGGUAGCCAAACGAUCCACGGCAAAUAUUGCUUCCUGGCUGUGCCCCUGAAAGACGUUAUAGACACUGGCAUUACGUCCUUGGAAGGCAUGCAGAUCAAGAUGGCAUCUUGUUUUCCGGCCUCCUGUUCUUCCACUGAAAUGGAAAAGUUUGCAGGACAAUUUUAUCAAAGUGUAUUUAAGACAAACAAAAGUAUAGAUAUAACCAUAGAUGAAACGGGUUGCCAAACAAGCGAUCCUGAGCCUUGGGAUGGCCUCACCAUUUUUGCAAUUGUGAUCUUAUCACUGCUGACUUUAAUAGUGACUUGUUGCACUUUUUACGACUACUUUCUGUGUGAAAAUCAAAAACAACUUCCAGCCCUGGUCAAGAUUAUAUCGGCUAGGGCUAAUUCCCGAGCCCUUUUCCGUCUUAUAGACGGCAGUUCCAACCCGAAUGUAAUUGAAUGUCUUCAUGGCAUUCGCUGCCUGUCCCUCAUCUGGGUGGUCUACCUUCAUGAGCACAUGUACUCCCUGAUUUCGCCAAAUAUUAACUUUACUUAUGCUUUAUUGUGGCUGGAGAAGCCAAUGGCAAGCUUUUUCGUCCAUGGCUAUUUUUCAGUGGAUUCGUUCCUCUUUAUCGGUGGCCUGCUGGUAUCCAUGACUGCCCUGCGCACUAUGGAAAAGACAAAGGGAAAACUAAACGUCCCAAUGAUGUAUGUGCAUCGCAUAAUUCGCAUCCUACCCGUUUUGGCCAUGGCCAUCUUGAUCUAUGUGAAGCUAAUGCCGGUUGUCAGUGGGGGACCCCUUUUCAAGAGUGGGUUCCAUGGCAAGGAGGAGUGUGUGAAUGGCUGGUACUGGGACCUUCUCUUCAUCCAGAACUAUGCCACACAGAGUGUCUGCCUGGAUCAGUCCUGGUAUUUAGCGGUGGACAUGCAGCUGUAUAUCCUGUCACCACUUCUGCUGAUUGGUCUCUACAAAUGGGGCAAGAGGGCGGCCUUUGGCAUUGUGACACUUGUGAUUUUGCUCUCCGCCUGCCUGUUUGCCACCCAGAUGGUCAAUCAUUACACAAUGAGUAUUAAAAAUGGUGGUGGCGAUGAUGAGGCCAAUGCGAAGCUUUACCUGGCCACUCAUACCCAUGCUGCUCCCUGGCUGAUUGGCUUCCUGUUUGGCUACUUCCUGCACCUGAAUCGUGGCAAGAAAUUCGAGUUGAGUCGGCUCGUUGUUUGGUCAGGAUGGAUCCUCUGCCUGGCCAUGAUCUUCACCUCGAUCUUCGCCCUCUAUCCGUCCGGCAAGUGGAGUGCUCCGCCUCUGCCAACUGUGGAGGAGUCUGUGUACUACACCCUCACCCGAGUGGGUUGGCCCCUGGCCAUGUGCUGGGUGGUUUUCGCCUGUAUGCAGGGUUAUGGCGGCUUGGCCAAUAGUUUACUCUCCACUCCCUUGUGGCAGCCCCUGUCCAGGCUCUCCUACUCCGUCUUUAUCUGGCACAUGUUCGUCCAGGAGGUGAACAGCCGGAAUGUGAGGACCAGCACUUACUUCUCAAAUUACAGAGUGAUGCUCAACUUUUGGUCAGACUUUGGCAUAAGUCUGGUCAUGUCCUAUGUCUUGUAUCUCAUUAUCGAGGCACCAAUUGGUGGGCUUGACGCUCUUUGGAGACCCUCGGGAAACGUGAAGCCUCCAGCUGCCACUCAACCCAUACUAUCUUCUGUUGUGGAGCACAAAAACAAUGGCGAUGAGUCCGAAAAUAAACUAGCUGCCUGAACUGAUUAGUACUAAAUUAUUGAUAUUUAUCUCUUAAUUUAACUGAUUAUAAACACAAAAGCAUAUUUGGAAAGAAAUAUUUUCUUUUCCUUUCCUUAAACAACCUCUCAAUCACAUAAUGUCAAAUGGAUUAAAAUCUAAAUUCAAGGUAUUUGAAAUACAAAGA